AUGCUGAUCAACAACCUCUCCGAGGCUUCACUCUACGGCCUGGUGGCUGUGCUCAUCUUCCUCACAGCAAGGACGGUGUACCGCCUCACCAUCCAUCCGCUCGCAAAGUACCCUGGGCCAUUCCUUUCCAAGAUCACAUCACUGCCAGUGUAUUUGCAAGCCAUCACCGGGGACCGCCACCUUAUUCAGCUGCAAGAACACCGCAAGUAUGGCUCAAUCGUCCGGAUCGCACCAAACCAGCUCUCCUUCUCGGAUCCGGCGGCGCUUCGCACGAUCUACCAAUCUGGACGGGGCAACAACCCGCUGAGAAAGUCGCCAUGGUAUGAGACCAUUGAUGCUCCUUCGGGAGCGUACUCAUUGCACACGGAGAUCAGUCGUACCAAGCACGCCACAAAGAGGAAGGUGAUUGAGGGAGCAUUUGCGGACUCUGCUCUGCGGGAGUUGGAGCCGUUUGUGGUCGCCAAUGUCACGACAUUGGUUUCAUUAUUGGCUAAUGACCAAGCUACUUCCGAUGCGGGCGAUAUGAAAGGUAGGACCGCAGCCUGGUCGAAGUCGAAGAACAUGUCUGAUCUUGCGACGUGGUUUGCGUACGACGUGAUGGGCGACCUCGUCUUUGGCCAAAGAUUCGACUGCAUGACAAGUGCCGAGCACAGAUUUGUGCCACGUCUUCUUAUGUCCAGUUCAGCUUUCGUCUAUCCUAUCGCGCAUUUGCCGUUUCAAUUUCUCAUCAGGCCAAUAAUAUCCUCGCCCACCCUCAUGAGCCUUUUCGGGGGACAGCUCGCAAAGGACGAACACGCGUACGUGGAAUAUGCAAACAAUCAGGUAACGGAUCGGAUCUCGCGGCAGUCUGCCCACGAUGGAAAUCAAACCAAAAUUCAGCGCAAGGACGUAAUGCACUACAUACUCGAAGCCCCCACAGCUUUCACCCGCACCGAACUUGACGCCGAGUCCAGCCUUCUCAUCGCUGCGGGUGCGGAUACGACAUCGACAACACUGGCUGCAGCGCUCUUCUACCUCACUCUUCAGUCCUCAGCCGCAUAUCUGCGAAUGCUGACAGAAGAACUGCGCUCUAAAUUCUCCACGAUCGACUCCAUGACCGGUAUCCAGCUCAGUCCAACAGCGAUUCCGCUCCUACGUGCAGUCAUAGAGGAAACACUUCGCCUCUCGCCCAGUGUACCAACGCACCUUGGACGCUUGGUUGUCCAGCGUCCUGGACUAGCUAUACCAGCAUCUGAUGGCACCGAAGAGUUCGUCCCGACAGGCACGAUUGUUGGAGCUGCUGCAUACGUUGUUCAUCGCGAUCCUUCCGCCUUCCCGUAUGCAGACGAAUUUCGGCCUGAGCGAUGGCUUCCUGCAGACUCCAGCGCGGAGAAGUCGUUACUGCUACAGAAUCCAGAACAAGUCGCUCUUGCCAAGACAGCGUUCUGUGCGUUCAGCUUGGGAAGUCGCGGCUGUGUAGGGAAGUCUCUGGCGUAUCUGGAGCUGUCGCUUGCGUUGGCGCGGAUAAUCUGGUCUUAUAAUAUCAGGCGCGCUCAGGCUGUUGAGAUCGGCAACGACGUAUCCAAGAUAGGUGAAGAAAGAAGAGCUAGAGGCUGGCAGGUCAGCGACGACGAGUAUCAACUGGUCGACCGAUUCUUGGCCGAAAGAGAUGGCCCGUGGCUACAAUUCCAGGCCAGAACGGACUGA
Messenger RNA from Cyphellophora attinorum, 1686 nucleotides. RefSeq names its product Isotrichodermin C-15 hydroxylase. The record is from RefSeq and is a predicted model, not a curated record. Gene Ontology annotation, molecular function: iron ion binding; oxidoreductase activity, acting on paired donors, with incorporation or reduction of molecular oxygen; heme binding. The transcript has 3 exons. Bases 1 to 1686 code for a protein of 561 amino acids. NCBI's taxonomy places the organism in Eukaryota, Fungi, Ascomycota, Eurotiomycetes, Chaetothyriales, Cyphellophoraceae.